Messenger RNA from Linum trigynum, 2584 nucleotides. The record is from the annotation of a GenBank genome assembly. NCBI's taxonomy places the organism in Eukaryota, Viridiplantae, Streptophyta, Magnoliopsida, Malpighiales, Linaceae.
AUCUCUCUUCUUUUUCAAUCUCCCCUAUUAUUCUUAAUUGAUCCAUAUUUAUUUCAUUUCAACUCCGAAUUUAAAUAUUAUUGCGCGAAAAAAUCAGAUUUUAUGUGAUCUACACAAAGAUACCCAUUUUGAUAUAUGUUUUUUUUUGUUAAACAUAACCACAAUCAUAUAUUUACAAGGCAUGUUCCUAUUCGAUAGUUGCGAAACUAUAUCAAUAUCAUUCUAUUGAACCGUCAUAGAGUAUAUACUAACAUAAAUCGAAGAACAAAUUUCUUAUUCUACUGAGUUACUAAAUUAUAUCAAUGUUUAAUUUUGUAAUAUCAUAAUAAUAAUACACAAUAAUUUCAUGGGUGCUAAAAUAUUGUCGUGCGGUACAAACUAAUUUACCUUAAAAAAAUCAUUUAGCGGCCAACUGGUCGCACUCAAGGUAUACACGAUUCGGAAUGAGAGAGGACAUGACAGACUGAACAAAAUAGACACUUUAAAAGGAAAAAAAUACAAAAGUACAUAUUUCAAACAAAAUUUAUCCGGCCAACGGACAGGGUACCAAACUAGUCGGAAAUAUAACGGGAAAGGGCAAUUGUGGAAAUCAAAGGAAUAUAGCGGGUCGGGCGACCCGCACCCGCACCGGAAGUCUUGUGGGCUUAGAGAGAGGAGAAACUCGUAAAAAAAGAAAUAAAAUAGAGAGGCUCAGAUUAGCACGAAUAGCAUCACCCGCCGGCCGUCGCUGCUGCUGCUGCUGCUUUUUUCUACUUUCACAAAGGCCGGCGAAGUAAGUCUCCCUCUCGCUAUCUCUCUCUGGGUAUGAAUUGAUAGAGGACGAGAAAUUUCUAGUGCUGUGGAUCUCUCUGUUAAUCGUUUAGGUGAAUGAGUUUUCCAGAUUUGAUCCGCCGGCAACAUUCAGGCUAGGAUUGAUUUUAGGGUUUUUUUUAUUGGAGAAUUGAAAGCUUCAACCAAGUUUAGGAAUUUAGACUCCGACGGACGGAGGAGUUUCAGAUGCAGUGAAUGAAAUUGAAUUCUUUGUCUGAAUGCUUGUUAUCAUUGUGCUAGUUUGGCAGAUGAAUUCAUGUGGUUGGUGUUAGUUCCAAUUGUUCUUUUUUCUUCUUCUUGUAUAGUGGUUUACUAGACAUGCUGAUGUGAAAUGAACAUAUUGAUAUCUGAGGUGUGUCUCUUGAUUUGGGUACUUUUUCUUUGUCAUUGAGGAUAUUAAGGAUGCCAAAUACCUAUUUCAAGCUCAUUUUACUUUUGGCAAUAUGUUUGGAUUCAGUUAAGUCAGUGAACUGAUGCCAAGUACCUAUUUCAGUAUUCAAAUUGGUGCAACACAUGGUUGCUUGUGAGAACUUUAUAAACUGUGUUUCAAUUGGGAGUGGCAACAUGGUUAGAGGGGAUCUUGUCUUCUCAUUUUGAAUAGUCAAUGGAGUGAUUAGUUCCUGGAAAUUGUUAAUGACCAUGACAUUUGUAGUUAUUGGGUGCAGAACAAUCAGAAAAUGGUUAGAAAUCCGUGUUAGUAGGUUAGACCGGAGAAAUAUGGACUGGGAUACAUUCUCUUCAAACUUUUUCUACUCCGCCAUUAUCACGUAAAACGAAAAUUCACCAUGUUAUUGCUCCUACCUUUGAGCAAAGUCUGUGUGUUCCUUCAUCUGAUUCAUUUUUCAAUCAAUGAUGCAUGAUUUUUUUUGACUGAAAACGUUCCUUUGCAGGUUCUUUCCAGUCUCUUAUUAGUUUGAUUAGCCUAUUCAAGUCUAGAUAUCAGCAUCAGCAAAAACAAGCUUGAAAGAUGCUGCGAACAGAAGUACUAACUGCAUACAAGUCUCUGCUGAGAGCUACUCGUAAAUCAUUUGCUGGUGACCAGUUGAUGUUGAAUGGCUCAGCUAUGGAGAUCAGGAAGAAAUUUGAUGAGAAUCGUCAGGUUACAUCCGAGGCUGAGAUAAAAAAGCUCCUUGAAGAGGCAAAUGAAGCAUCCCAGUUUAUAUCAACGAUGAUUGUUCAAGCUAAGUUGAACGAACGAGGUGGCUAUGAGGUGAAGCCCAGCAAGGAACAUGCUGAUGCAACACUCGAGGUUCCAACCGAGGAGCUUCUUGGCAAGCCCAGUUGAUGGUUGCAUUGAUUCCUACCUCCAGGUUUGAGUUGGGCAGUUACGUCCAAGUUUUGCUAGGGAUCUAUAGAAACAAGCUGAUGAUGAUUGUUAUCUACCUCUUCUGCUGUUGUCUGUGCUAAUCUCUACUCGAUCCUCGAGAUACAUGAUUUGCUUGUAAGAAUCACGAUAACAAGAGGUUGUUGCCAAAUUGACAAAGCCAUGGUAAUCAAACCAAGCUUUAUUUUAGUUUAUUUUUCAUCCUUUUUGUCGAUGAAUAGAGCUCUAAUUUUGCUUAUCAAUAAGAUAACUAGUGUAAGAUUUCAGCACUCACUCCUUUUACUGGCUUCUGUGAAUCAGCUCUUUUGAUCUAUAACCAAACUCCACAAAUGUGUUAAAAUUAGGUCAUGAAUAUGCAGAAUUUAGACAAGUGAAACUCUUUGAACAAUGUUUCAAUGGCUUUUCUGAAGAUUGGCGUGCCUUUGCAUUCAAGAAACCCCAUUUUACCAU